Thalassophryne amazonica is the source of this 11270-nucleotide messenger RNA. RefSeq lists its product as uncharacterized. Lineage: Eukaryota; Metazoa; Chordata; Actinopteri; Batrachoidiformes; Batrachoididae. Gene Ontology annotation, molecular function: RNA polymerase II transcription regulatory region sequence-specific DNA binding; DNA-binding transcription factor activity, RNA polymerase II-specific. Gene Ontology annotation, cellular component: nucleus. The record is from RefSeq and is a predicted model, not a curated record. Bases 256 to 7140 code for a protein of 2294 amino acids. The transcript has 3 exons. Gene Ontology annotation, biological process: DNA repair; regulation of transcription by RNA polymerase II.
AAGAAGGACACUUUAUUUAAAAUGUGUUUAUUUAAAGGCUGAACUCGUUACGUUCCACACGCCCUGGCCGCUUCAGUUCACUCAUAUUUUAUCUGUCAGUACAAAUAUCGAGCCGUUCCAUCGGUUUUGGCAAGGGUUCCUGUGGCUGAGCUGAGUGAGAUGAGCCAUCCUGGUGCCUUAACUUGUCCUAAGGCAGGGAUAAAUAAGAUGCUGUUAAUUUAACCACAGGAAAUUUGAAGCCGUCUCUGCCUCACAAUGUGUGAAGUGACUACAGAAUUGUUCAAGGAGGUGAUGAAAGAAGACUCAUCCUCAGAAUCUCUCCCAGCACCACUGUUGUUAAUGUUAUCCCCACCUCCGCCUUUUUUAACUUUUCCUGGUGAGCCAACCAUGUUGUGGAAUAAAUGGCUUCAGUGUUUUGAGGACUAUCUUGCAGAACUUGAUGAAAACAAGAUGCUUAAUUCAAAUAAGUGCGUGCUCUUACGAAAGUGUCUAGGCCAAGAAGGACAGCGAAUCUACUCAACACUAAUCCAGUGUGAAACCACGUAUGGCGCAGCCGUCUCUGCGCUGACUGUUUACUUCAACUCUCAGAUGCACCUGCUUAAAUUCCAGGAGAGAUCUCAGAGGCCUGGGGAGACUGUGGAGCAGUUUGUCUCUGCGUUGGAGGAACUAGCGAAGCCGUGCAACUAUGGAGACUUAAAAGACAAACUUAUCCUCAAUCAGCUGUUUGAGAAAACAAGCUGCAGACAACUCAGAGAGAGACUGUUGUUGGAGAAGGAAAGUCUGACCUUGACAACAGCGUUGGUUAUUGGUAAGGAGAUUGGAUCUUGUUUAAAGGAGCCUGGAUUACAUGAUACUUGUGAAGAGAAGAUUGAGGAAGAUUUAGACACUAAUGCUGUGAGAAAACAUGUGGAAAAUGGGACACAAUCAAACUCAUCUACAUACCAAGAUUAUAUUUCUGCUCAUACUCUCUGUUAUAGUGAUUAUGUUUCUGAACAGGAUGAGAGUGUUCUGGAAGGUGAUAAAGUUCUCGACAAAGGAAACUCUAACUGGACAUCGUGUAUGUUGGAAGAAGGAAACUGUGGAAAGGUUAAUGAUUAUGAUAAUGAGUUAUCAGUUUCAGACAUGCAAGAAGGUCACAUUUGUUCCAUCUGUUUUAAGAGCUUCAUAAAAGCAAACAAGCUUGCCAGACACAUGAGGACUCACACAAAGGAGAAACCAUUUAGUUGCCCGAUCUGUAGCACCACCUUCAGUCAGUCCUACCACAUGACCAGACACCUGAGGAACCAGCAUGGUGCAAGCCAGUAUGUCUGUCCUAAAUGUGGGGAAAGUUUUGGAAACCACCCAGAACUGCAGUUUCAUAAACGGAUUCAUAACUCCCAGGUACCGUCCUGCCCAGACUGUGAUGAAGUAUUCCAAGAUAGUGACAUGUUCUUCAAACACAUCAAGUUACACAGCGAAGACGUGACUAACCAGAGUGAAGCGCACAGUUCCCAACAAGACUGUGGAUUAAUAAUCCAACAGAAUGAAAAAUUGUGUAACAUGGAUGAUGAUGUGACUAAUGGUAAUGUUGGUGGAGAGGAUGAGCAGGUUGAUGCAGACUCUGGCCAUGAUGAUACUAGCAAUGGCGAGUUAGACAGUAUUACAGUGGAAGAUGAGGACUCUGAUGGAAGUGUUACUGAAAGGACUCUGACUUCAAGAAACAAAAAAAUGGGAUAUUUUUGUCCCAUUUGUGAAGAUCGGCGCUUCACAGUACCAUACAAGCUUGCCAGGCACAUGAGGAUGCACACAAAUGAGAAACCAUUCAGCUGUCCAGUCUGUGCUAUGGCCUUCAGUCAGUCCUACCACAUGACCAGACACCUAAGGAACCAACAUGACAUGGGUGACCAUAUCUGCUCUAACUGUGGGAAAGGUUUCAGUACCUUGUUGGAACUCAAAGCACAUAAGAAAACCCAUGCAGCCAAAGGACUGUCUUGCCCUGUUUGCAAUAGACAUUUCAAGGAGAGGACUUUAUUAGAUAGUCAUAUCAAAUCCCACUACAGUCUCCAGUCUGAUUCUCGCUGCCUCACCUGCACUGACUGUGGCAAAACAUUUCGUCGAAUGUACCAUUUAAAAAAGCACAUAUUAACCCACCGUAGGUCAGCGUACGGAACAUGUUUCGAGUGCUGUCAUUGUCCAAAGAAUUUUUCUCUCCCAGAAGAACUCAGGAAACACAUCAAGACUCAUGUGAUGGAAAGUAGUGGGAUUUGUCCAAAAUGUUCCCAGUCUUUCAGUAGUCCAGAAGAACUUCAGACCCACAUGGAGGUUCAUGAAAAGUCUCAUGUCUGCACCACAUGUAGCAAGAGCUUUAAAUUGGAGUAUGCACUGAAGAAGCAUGAGGAAAUACACAAAGAGGGCCAGUUUUAUUGUUCGUUAUGCAACAAGCAGUUCAUGCAUUGUUCAAACUACAAAAAUCACAUAAUAUCCCAUCAGAAGAAGGAGUCCAAAUGUCCACACUGCGACAGAAUUUUUCUGACUUUAACAGCUUUUAAAUGCCAUCUGCAGACACAUACUGAAGAAAGACCUUACAAGUGUCCUUGUUGUAUAGAAACCUUUGAGAAGAAGGAAGAUUUGGAUCUGCACUGUCUAAAACACAGAAAGUUUAAGAAAGCGAGGCCUUACUCUUGUACCCGGUGUGAUUACGCCUUUGCUACCCUCCCUGAUUUGACAGAGCACAUGAACUCACACGAGGGAGAGCUGCCACAAAAUUGCCCCUGCUGUCCAAAAACAUUUCUGAACAAGAGUAAGCUGGAGAAACACCUGAGCAUCCAUACAGGUGAAAGACCUCAUCUCUGUUCCCUCUGUGGUAAUGGCUUUGUAAAUGCCGCCAGCCUAAAGAUACACUUGCGCGUCCACACGGGAGAAAAACCGUUCCCCUGUUCCAAGUGUAGUAAGAGCUUCAGGACAUCCAGUGGGCUACGACUUCACAGCACACAGCAUAUGGCAGUGCAACCCAGAUACCAGUGUCCUGACUGCAGCAAGAGCUAUGGACGCAUGACAGAACUGAAGAAGCACCAGCGGUACCACACUGGGGAUAAACCAUACUCGUGCAACUGUUGUAAUAAACGCUUUAUCAGCAAAGACAAAGUCAUUGUUCAUAUGAGGGUCCACACAGGAGAGAGACCAUAUUCCUGCCCUCACUGUGGACAGAUGUUUAAACAGUUUGGUGACAGAAAUAGGCAUGUUAAUAAAUGCCACUACCACUCUUGGUUGAAGUGGAGGAAAAGCAACAGUAGCCUCUGCCUCACAAUGUGUGAAGUAACUAUGGAAGUGGACAAGGAAAUGGCAAAACAGGGAUCCUCCAUGGAAUCAUACCCAGAACCAGUACUGAUCAUAUUAUCCCCGCCACCGCCAUUUUUACCUUUCUCUGGUGAGAUGGCAAUGUCAUGGAAUAAAUGGCUUGAAUCUUUUGAACACUACCUUGGAGCCCUUGGUGAAAACAACCUUCCAGAUCCGAGUAAGUGUGUACUGUUACAAAACUGCCUCGGUCAAGAGGGACAGAAUGUCUACUCAACACUAAUACCAGGUGACACCACAUAUGCAGCAGCCGUCUCACAACUCACAGUUUAUUUCAACUCUCAGAUGCACUUGCUCCGGUUCCAGAAGAGAUCUCAGAGGCCUGGGGAGACCGUGGAGCAAUUUGUCUCUGCUUUGGAAGAACUGUCGAAGCCAUGCAACUAUGGAGACUUAAAAGACAAACUUAUCCUUAAUCAUUUGAUUGAGAAAACAAACUGCAGACAACUCAGGGACAGGUUGUCGUUAGAAAAGGACUCUCUAACGUUGGCGAAGGCGUUGGUUAUUGGUAAAGAGAUGGAAACACAUUUUAAGACUGAACCCGAAUUGCUUGAUAUUCACGAGGUAUGUGUGGACUUUGGAGACAAUUUAGACCUACCUGUUCCGAGAGUAGCAAAAAGGGGGCGCCCUCGUCGUGGGGAGAGUGGUGCAACACAAAAACGCUCGACUGGAACCCAAUUUAUUGGCAAAAAGAUGAGAUCUGGUUUAAAUGAAUCUGACAUGUUUGAUAUCCAUGAAGUAAGUGUGGAGAUUGGAGAUGGUUUAGACCCUCCGGUUCCAAGAGUGGCAAAAAGAGGCAGGCCUAGGCGCAGUGAACGUGGUCCAAAACAAAAACAUAUAGCUAGAACCCAAGUUACUGGUAAGGUUAGAUCUGCUUUAAAUGAAUCAGAAAUGUUGAGUACUCAUGAAGUAAGUGUGGAGAUUGGAGAUAGUUUAGAGCCUUCGGUUCCACGAGUUGUAAAAAAAAGAGGAAGGCCUCGACGUGGAGAAAGUAGGGCCACACAAAAGUGCUCGACUACAACCAAAGUUGCAAAUGUAGAGAAUGGAGAAAGAUUGGGCGCUCCAGUUCCAAGAGUGGCAAAAAAAAGAGGAAGGCCUCGGCGUGAAGAAAGUCUCGCAAAGCAAAAUAGUUUGACGACAAACAGAAUUAUCAAUAAGGUUGAAUCAGGUUCACUUGGUACUCAUGAAGUCAGUGGGCAAACUAAUAUAGGCCUGAGUGUUCCAAGAGUGGCUAAAAGAGGAAGGCCUCGGCGUGGUGAAAGUAAGAUAGACAGACAGCAGCUCUUAGCUAGAACUGAAAUUACUGAUAGAAACAUGGAAUCUGCAUUAAAUGAGACUGAAGUAAUUAACUUUCAUGGGGAAAGUUUGGAAUUGGGGGACAAUUUAAAAGCUACUGUUCCUCGGGUUGCAAAAAGAGGAAGGCCUCGUCGGGAGGAACGUGAUGUGCAACAAGAAACUCGCUCAUCUCGAAUCCCGUUCAGCUCAUCCCGACACAGUGACGACUACUAUUACAGUAAUGAUAAACUCUAUUAUAGUGACGAUCAGACGGCUGAAAGCAGUGAUGAGAGUAGUGUGGAAUGCAGUAAUGCUGAUGAUGAAAGAAAUUGUGAUUCGGCAACUACAUCUCUAAAGAUGAAAGAAGAGAUUUUGGGUACUGAUGAUGAGGAUGAUGAUGAAAAACAGUAUUUAAGUUCUCCAACAAAAUACAAGGGUCCUUUUUGUCCCAUUUGUAUUAAUAAACGCUUCAGAGACAAAAACAAACUUGCCAGACAUAUGAGGACGCAUACAAAGGAGAAGCCGUUCAUGUGCCCAAUCUGCAGUGCCUGUUUCAGUCAGUCCUACCACAUGACCAGACACCUACGGAACCAGCACGGUGCCGACCAGUAUGUCUGUUCUAAAUGUGGGGAAAGUUUUGAAAGCCAUUCAGACUUGCAGAGUCAUAAGCGAACCCAUAUCCAACGCUUUCUGUCAUGUUCAGUCUGUGAUGAAAAAUUCAUUGAUAAUGACAUAUUUGUAAACCAUGUAAAAUCACACAACAAAGAGCAGACCGACCAGAUUGAAGCACAGAGUUCGCAUCAGUGUGAUGGAGCAACCAUCAAAGAAAAAGAGCCGUCAAGUAAUGCUGACAACAAUCACGCUGACAGUUGCAGUAAUGGUGUAGAAGACGCACAGGCUAAUUCAGACUCUGGUAAAGAUGAUGCUCACGACAAAGACUCUGAAGCGAGUGUUGAAGAUAAGAAUGGUGAUGACUGUGUUCAAGACAAAGUUGGCUCAAAUGCCAAUUCAAAAGGGCAUUUCUGUCCCAUCUGCGUUGGCAGACGCUUCAGGGGGCCGAACAAGCUUGCAAGGCACAUGAGGAUGCACACAAAGGAGAAACCAUUCACCUGCCCGGUUUGUGCUGCAAACUUUAGCCAGUCCUACCACAUGAACAGGCACUUGAGGAACCAGCAUGGCAUGGCUGAAUAUAUCUGCUCCAAAUGUGGUCAGAGUUUUGGUACUUGGAUGGAACUGAAAGUGCACAAGAAGAUGCACGGAGUAAAGGGUCUGUUAUGCCCUACCUGUGAUAAAGAGUUUAAGGAGAUGAGUGAGUUAGACAGUCAUAUCGCGUCCCACUUCAAGGCCAAUUCUCCGAGUCUCAUCUGCAGUGACUGCGGCAAAAAAUUUGGUCGAAUGUACCACCUGAAAAGGCACGUGCUAACCCACUCUAAAUCAGCUGGUGAUGCAGCUUAUAAAUGCCCUCACUGUGCAAAGACCUUUGCCAAUUCAAGAGACCUUGCCAAACACAUGGACAUUCAUGAAAAAGUAAACAAUGGGAUUUGUCCAAAAUGUGGCCUAACCUUUAGCUUGAUAGAGGAACUGCAGACGCACAUGGAGAGUCAUGAAAAGUCUUACCCCUGCCCCACUUGUGGCAAGGUGUUUAAGGUGGAGUAUGCACUGAAGAAACAUGAGCAAGUGCACAAAGAGGGUCUGUUUUAUUGUUCCCUGUGCCACAAACAGUUCGCAAAGCUUUCUCACUACAAAAGACACGUCAGUGCCCACGAGAGACGGGAAUCCCGUUGUCCACACUGUGACACCGUCUUUCUCAAAUUAACGGCUUUUAAGUAUCAUUUGAGGACUCAUACUCAAGAGAGGCCACAUCAGUGCACGUGUUGUAUUGAAAGUUUCGAGAAGGAGGAAGAUCUGGACCAGCACUGCCUGAAACACAGGAAAUUUAAGAAGGAGAGGCCGUACUCUUGUACCCGGUGUGAUAAUGCUUUUGCUACACUCGUGGAAUUGACAGAGCAUAUGAGUUCGCAUGAGGGAGAACCACCAAUCGACUGCCCCGUCUGUGCCAGGAGUUUCCUGAACAAGAACAAGCUGGAAAAGCACUUGAGCAUCCACACAGGAGAAAGACCUCAUCUCUGUUCCAUCUGUGGCAAUGGGUUCUCCUGCGCCGCCAGCCUGAAGAUACAUGCACGCGUCCACACAGGAGAGAAACCUUUCCAGUGUUCCGAGUGCAGUAAGAGCUUCAGGACUCCCAGCGGGCUGCGGCUGCACAGCAGACAGCACAUGGCUGUCCAACCUAGGUUCCAGUGUCCUGAGUGUGGGAGAAGCUACGGGCGGAUGACAGAGCUGAGAAUGCACCAGCGCUACCACACGGGGGACAAACCGUACUCAUGCACAUGCUGCAACAAGAGCUUCAUCAGCAAGGACAAGCUCAAUGUCCACAUGAGGAAACACACAGGGGAGAGGCCAUAUUCUUGCCCGCAGUGUGGACAGUCAUUUACCCAAACUGGAGACAGGAACAGACACGUCGCCAAAUACCAUUAGAUUUUCUAGGCGCAGAACUACUUUGAAGCCUUUUGCGUUGCUUUUAAAAGACUGUUUCUUGUUUUGUUUGCCAGAUUUCUUGCUUGUAAUAAGUCCACAGCUGUUCACACGACCAUUCUGGAAGACACUUUUAAUUCAUCUCAGUGUAAUUUUCCACUGCUGGUUAAUUUCCUUUGGCUCAUUCAAGGAGGGAAAAUGUUACUUUGAGUAAUCCACAGAGAAAGAUUUGUGUUAUGUUCUACGUUGAUGAACUUGGCCACAGCUUAAAGUUGUCUUGACACUGAUGACCUUUGAGAUGAUCCAAAUCACAUCUGAAAUUAUGUAAAUUGUAUUUUGCUGAAUGCUAACAUACAAACAAAAAACCGAAAUGCGGCUGGUUGCUUAACAUGAUGGGAUCAUACAAAUGAGUUCCCUUAUAGUAAGUUUCAGUAAUUAUUCAUGUAGCUGUGUAACCUUCCUGGGUAGUCUUAGUGCAGUAGAUGCAGUGCGCGCUCCUAGACUUAGCCUGACCAAACAACAUAAUUACUCGCCAAGUUGCUACAAUGAUUUACUAAGUUUGGGUAGGUUGCAUGUACCUAUAGCUCAAACAUGUGCUUGCUGAAAUUGCUUGCGAGCAAAUAAUAUAUACUCGUAUGGAUUUUUAACGAUACCUAAACUCUUGGAUUUGUGACGUGAAGUAUUUGAGCAGGAUAUUCUGCUGCAGGACACCGACUGAAUCAAUGUCAUUAAGCUUUUUUGUCAUCCCCAUUUUACUAGACUAUAUAUAUAAAACUCACUUUUCCAGCCCCUGUUUGUGGAAAGUAAGAAAUGUACAGCAAACUAAAGGUGAGGUCUUGUUUACUUUUAGUUUUAUAGAACAUAAAUUGAGAAAAUAUAUCCUUGCUUGUAGGAAAUUAGGACAUUUAAAACAAAAGUGUGGCCUUACAUCACAAUUGGGUUGAAUACAUGUAUUUGAUGCUGUCUGAAGAAAAACAGAAAUAAGUUUCACAAAGCCAAUUCAUUCAUUGUGACUUUUGUGAAUGAUUCAUUAUCUUAUAACAAUUUUGUUUAUUCUGCUCGGAGUAUUUGAAUUUUUUUUCUCCUCUGGCCUAUUGGAUUCAAUGAUUGGUUGCCUGCUGUUAUGAAAAUGUAAACAAAAACACCAGUAACUGCGUCUGAAUAUAGUUUUGGAGUGAUCACUUUUUUUUUUUAUUCUUCUUUUAUGCUAAUCUGAUUUGUGCUUUAAAGGACAUAACAUAUUCUGAAUUGUCAAAUGGCAGCAUCUCUUUGAAAGGAAAGUGUUUUUGCUUUGUAAUAGUCUUUCAUAGGUUUAACAGCUCAUGAACUGAUUUUUUUUUUGACACCCAAAUUGUGAAAGGUCAGUAUUGUAGUAAACUUGUUUAUAUCUAACUUUUAUUAUUAAAAUUGGUAGGGCUGUAAUGUUAAACAUCAGAAUCAAUUCAGUUAACUUAUACAGUGACAAAACAAUAUAAUCCAGCUCAGGACACUACACACGAGCAAGGUUUAGACCUGUACUCACAGCGUGAGUAAAUACAUUGGCGAUGGUGGUAAGGAAAUACUGGUGGUACUCUCAGCGGGUUUAUAGAGAUACCUCAAGCAGAUCAGACUCAGUGGGAUGACGUAAUUCAUAUUUGAUACAAUAAAACUGCACAGAUAUGGAGAUGUGAGGAUCUGCUGUGGUCAUUUAAUGAGAUGUAACAAAAAGUACAAGAUUGACAAAAAUGUUGCAGCUAAACAACCAUAUACUACUGUAUAAUCCAGUGGACACAACAACGCGAUACUAGACAACAAUGAGGUGUAGAUUAAAUUUAGUGAAAUAGACUGCAUUAGUAGGUUGGUGAUGUAUUGAUGCUGGAUAAGGCAUUGAGUCAAAGGACUUCAUCCCUCAUGCCUACUCAGAUGUACUUUUAAGAUGCUCUAUCAUCCAGCAAUGGGAGUUCCACAGUUCAAAAUUCCAGUGUGAACUGCAUGCAUAUCGAUGCAAGUACAAACUCAUGCAUACAUUCAUUAAUACUGGUGCUCGUUCAGACACCCAGUCGCCAGCUCUUGGAUUAGCAGACCAACUCCUUAACUCCACUGGUAAAAAGUGCUCAUGCAUUGCAUGAGGUAAAACUGAAAUAGCUUGCUUUAGACUUGCGUGUCAUAUGUAGAUAUAUAGUCCAGAUAUACUUUGGGAGAAAGACUGAAAGCUUGUUUCUACCAAGAGAACUCUGGUUAAAGGGCCAUGAAAGGACCAUUUGUUCCACGAGCAAACCCAGUCCACAGUUCCAGUAGUUUGGAGUGGGUUGUCACCAAGCCCAAUGCCACCAAUGGACAAACAAUAAUAACGAGAUGAAGACAUGAAAUUAUUUUUAUAUAAAGAAAAUCAACACUUUGACCUGCCAGUAAAGUAGACGGUGUCUGCUUAGUCUCAAUUUCCCGGCUGUCGUCGUUCAGCAAGUGGUUCAUAAAGUUUCCCCACCCUGGUGCCAAUCUUUAAAAAUGUUUAAGAUUUACCUUUUUUAAUGUAUCUUUGCCAACACAUCAGCUAUUAUAACACACAACUCACUUUCCAUGUUGUGCCUUCAGACUUUGCCUAAAAUUCAAAGUUCAGUCAAAGAAAAUUGCUCAAAAGACAUUCUGCACUCUUGUUACAUUUUUUUUCUUUCUUUCUUUCUGAAAGAUGAGGAAGAAAAAUCCAAGCCCAUAAUGUGUUCUAAUCAGGGUUUGAUCCUUAAUUCCUGCUGUUUUCUGGUUCCUGAAUAGAUUUAAUCUUUUACAUUCUGCACCAAAUUCAUUUGGUCAGACUCCUCUGAGUUUGGUUCCUGAACCAGAAAGGAUCUGUUCUGUCUCGGCAGGAAUGGCCUAAAAUAUGUCACUUCUUCGGCAGGAGAGGGGGUGUGGCAAGGUGAUAUUUAAACGUUCAGUGUUGUGUCUGCAAACUUAAAUGUUAUUUUGUACAUCAGCCUCUAUUGCUGCCCAUUGCUAAAUGUUCUUAUUUUGUGUUGUACUGUGAGCUUAUGAACAAAUACGAGUAUAUUCUAAUGGACUGGGUUUGGGUCUCUUUACAGCCCCAGGCCACUUUGCAUUUAUGUAUGUUUCAUCCUGCAUCAUACAUACCCUACUUUUUUUUUUUCUUCAAAAUAAUAAUAAGAAGAAUAGCAAACUUUUUUCGAAAAUGUGAGCUUGUCAUAAUGAUUAAUAAACACUGUUUGCGGCAGUGUUGAAGUUAAUUAUCAAUAUUAAUGCUUUGUUCAGAUCAUCAUAAAUUGUAUGUUUUACUCUUAACAGCCCACAAGUUUCCUUAGACGUGUUUGUUAUGGUUUAAUCCUGCUAACAGACAAUCACAUAAACGGGCAAAAAUCUACCUCGUAAGCAGAGGUCAUGAGCUAAAACAAGCACAACCACUGGCGUAGUUUCAUUGGAGUAGUAAAAUGUUCAUUGAUUUCAUUCAAACUCUUUGUGAUGCUGCUUGCUGCAUCCAGCUGGUUUCACAGCCGAUCACUGUCAUUUACACAAAAGCUCUGCACGAGUCAGCAGGUUAAUCCUCGAGGCAUCAAACAAUCACUGAAGGACGCCAUCAGUCAUAGAUCCUUGCUGAGCUGCGCACCGUGUGUUGUUUUUCGUCAUUUAUUUACCAUCAGUAACAUUCUGACUAAAUUAUGUAGUCCUCGACAGCUACUGUCAUGUGGCAUCUUUCAAUCGAGGCGUCGUUUCUGUUGUUACGGAAACGAGCAUCAACUUAAAACUGCUUGCUUUUCUUACAAUUUAAGUUCAUGAAAUAAUAUAAUCAAGUUUUAUAUUUUUAACAAAUAUGAAGUUAGGUGUCUUGCAAAUUCUAAACACUGAACAAAUUUCAUUGCUUUGAACUAUAUAACAUGUAUAUAUUUGCCAUUUGUGUCAGUAUCUUCAAAUAAUAUUGUGGGACUGAAUUUAAGCAUGUUGCUCCUGUAAGUACUCGAAUACACUGGGACGUGACUAACUGUCCCCAAGUCAUUGUAAGAUUUUCAUUAUUUUUCUUUGUACCACACAUUCUGUUAUGCUAUUAUGUUUUUAUAUUUUGUGAAUUGGAUUGUUUCAUUUACGCAACACUAAAGAAUCAAUUUGUAGUUGUUUAGACAAGUACUAUAAUAAAAUGUAUUCCUUCAGCA